Molecule: messenger RNA, 4455 nt
Organism: Colossoma macropomum (tambaqui)
Lineage: Eukaryota; Metazoa; Chordata; Actinopteri; Characiformes; Serrasalmidae
Gene: lmbrd1
Product: LMBR1 domain containing 1
Exons: 18
Coding region: 1-1941 (646 amino acids)
Biological process (GO): protein localization to vacuole
Cellular component (GO): vacuolar membrane
Source: RefSeq, a predicted model, not a curated record
AUGAGUGGCAAUGAGUGUAAAGAACCCAAACCCAACCCCAACCCUGGUCCAAAUCCUGACCCUGACCUUAAUCUCAACCCAGAACCUAAACGCAACCCUAACCCUUGUCCAAAUCCUAACCCUGACCUUAACCCCAACCCAGAACCCAAACCCAACCCUCACCCUGGACCUAGCCCUAAGCCUGGUCCAAAUCCUAACCCUGACCUUGACCUCAACCCAGACCCUAAAUCCAGCCCUCACCCUGUGUUUUUUCCCGUCACCCUCGGCGGUGAGGCGGGUCACGUGAGCGGCGCAGUGUUUGUUGCAGGAAGUGAGCACAGUCCAGUGAAGAUGGCGUUGCUGACCGAGUCCGUGCUGGGCUGGUCCAUAUUCACCGCAGUGCUGCUGGUCAUCCUGGCCUUCUGCUGGGUCUACAUUCGGAAAUACCAGAGUCGGCAGGAGAGUGAGGUCAUCUCCACCAUCACGGCGAUAUGUGCUCUGGCCAUCGCACUGAUCACCUCCGCUCUCCUCCCAGUGGAUAUCUUUCUAGUGUCCUUCAUGAAGUAUCCAAAUGGCACUUACAAGGACUGGGCCGCAAGCAAUGAAACAAGGAGACAGAUUGAAGACACGGUCUUAUACGGCUACUACACUCUUUAUUCGAUCAUCCUCUUCUGCGUCUUCUUCUGGAUUCCGUUUGUUUACUUCUACUAUGAAGAGAAGGACGAGGAUAACGUCAGCAAAUGCUUGCAAGCCAAAAACGCGCUGAGGUACACGGUUGGGUUUGUCGUCGUGUGCGCUGCACUUCUCUUAAUUGGGGCCUUCGUACCACUGCAGCCUCCACCCAGUCAGAACUCCACCCAGUGGGAGAAGGUGAAGUACCUGUUCGAGGAGCUGGGCAGCAGCAAUGGCCUGGAUGCCCUGUCUUUUUCGAUCAGCUCCCUGACCUUGAUUGGCAUGCUGGCCGUGAUCACGUACACGGCCUAUGGCAUGUCCGUGCUGCCCCUCAACCUGAUCAAAGGCACGCGCAGCGUCCUGUACGAGCGGCUGGAGAACACCGAGGACGUGGAGGAGGUCGAGCAGCAGAUAGACAAGAUCAAAGCCAAGUGUGAGGACGGCAGGCCUCUCUCUCUGAGAGAUCGGAGGAAUCUUCAGGAGCUGGAGGCUAAGCUCCAGACCCUGCAUCGCCGGGGCCGUCACCUCGAGAUCGCCGAGAGGAGCUGCUGCACUAAGGUGGGCAGCGCCCUCCGCCCCCUGAAGAUUUUGCUGGGAGUCUUCUUCAUCCUGGUGGCGCUGCUCUUCACCAUAGCCUUGUUCAUUUCCAAUCUGGACAAAGCUUUGCACUCAGCUGGAAUCAGCACCGGCUUCAUCAUCUUCGGAACCAACCUGACGAACCCCCUCAAUGAGCUGCUGCUGGCGCUCCAACCGGUUUUCCCUCUGGACUAUGUGCUCAUCACGGUCAUCACCAUGUACUUCGUCUUCACCUCCAUGGCGGGCAUCCGGAAUAUGGGCAUCUGGUUCUUCUGGAUCAGGCUGUAUAAGAUCCGGCCUCAAAGAACCCGUCCUCAGGCGCUGCUCUUCCUCUGCAUGAUCCUGCUCCUAAUUGUGCUUCACACCAGCUACAUGAUCUACAGCCUGGCCCCGCAGUACGUCAUGUACGGCAGCCAGAAGUACCUACUGCAGACCCCACUGUCAGUGGAUCCCUCACCAGGAAAUCAGACUGCUGCAACCACCAAGAUUUGUGACGCAGAUGCUCCAGAAGAUCAGUGCACGGUGACCAGAUCGUACCUUUUCCUUCACAAGUUUUGGUUCUUCAGCACCAUCUACUACUUCGGCAACUGGGCCUUUCUUGCAGUGUUCCUGAUCGGUUUGGUGGUGUCGUGCUGCAGAGGGAAGAAGUCGGUGAUCGAAGGUGAAGUGGAAGCAGACGACUCGGACUUUAGUGAUGAUGAGUAUGCGCACUGAGAAGGCAAAAAAAAGACACUGCUCGUUUAUUUACACUAGGAGUGUCUUUCUCUUUGUUGCACACUGGAUCUUAAACCUAUCCCGACAUAAUUUACACCUCUUUUUGGUCGUUUUUGUUCAUUUGUUCUUUUUUUUGGUAGGUGUUCGCUCUUAAAACGGAAGGUUCCUAAAGAGUGAGUAGGUACGGGGAAAAGACUUCAUUGAUAUAGAACCUGUACAUUAUGCAGAGGUUCUUUAAGGGUCUUCACACUCGCAGAUGUGGACCUUUAAAGAACCAUGCACUGAACGGUUCUUGGAGGAACCAACACUUACUGGCACCUUCAUUUUUAACAAUGUCUCAUCUGAAGAGUGUGAAAUGAGCCUGUUGGCUGAAAGCUCAGUCGUCCGUGCUCUAAAUCUGGGUCAUAUUUAAAUUGUGUUGAAAUGAAAAAAGAGCCACAAAUUCUUUAUUUCUUUGUACGAAGCAUAUCGUCACUGUUAAAAAAAGAAAUAUUUAAAAGUAUCUCCGUUUUUUCCUAUGAAUGGACCAGCAGAAAUGAUCCAGAAUGAUUUGGAAUAAAUUCAUUUUACAUUAACUUGCAUGGAAAGUUAGGAACAUUUCAGUCUUUUUCUAAAAAGUUACUAUUUUGGAGACUUUUUUUGGACAGUAAUGAUGUGAAAAAGACUCAGAUUGCAUAGGACUGUUUAAACGUGCCAGCAUAAAGAUUUCACGGCAGUGUGGAUCCUAAUCAUUGUUUGGUCAAACAUAAUGGUCUAACAUUUAUUUCUUUUUUCAUUAACAACUGACGUACAAGGUAAUGCGCAUGCUGCACUGUUAUUUGGACCAAUGAAUCAACUUCAAGGCUUCUGUUUUAAAGCUGCAGUCAGUAAGAUUGCCUUGUGUGCAACUGAAACCAAACAGGGCCUCUUUCAGUCCACUGAGGUGCAGUAUUUUAUGUAAUAUUAUAUUUAUGCGAAAACAGAGUAACACUUUACGGUAAGGCAGUAUUAAUAAGGCUGCAUGACGCCUACAUAGCUGACAACCUACAUAAACAUUUAUAAAGGUUUAUUCUAAUGAGCAUCGUCUGUCAUAAAGGCUGCUUUUGUCAUCUCUGAUGUCAACCUGACUGAAAAUCCAUGUCAGAUGACAGUUUUUCUGACUUUUUCACGUUAAAUGACAUUGCAUGACAUACCAGUUGACUACUAGCGUAUAACACAAUGACAUAAUACUGAUGUGACAAAGCUUAGAUCUCAUAAAUGGUACAAUGAAAGUCCCUUAAGGGCCAUGUAAAAAUGUUCAUUUGGUUCAGCCAGCUUGACGUAGCAAGUUAUGUCAUAUUGAAGGGCAAUUCCACCAAUUUUUCAAAAUUCCUGCUUAUUUAAGUGGUGAAGAUGUAAACAGACUUGUUCAGAGUGGUUUGGUGUGAAAUGCUCCUUUCUAGAGAAACUGAAUUGUUCAUAGUGGUGGUGAUAGGAACCAGACGUCCCCCUCUAAAAGCUCCCUCACAGAAAGUUACUACAUGAAAUGGUUAUGAAUUCACUGCCUGAUGACUGAGACACUGUUUUAUGAUAGUUUAGAGAACUUAAACUCCAUUCAUGGUGGAGGGAUACAUGCAGGGUGCUGUGAGGCAAAAUAGUCCCCAAAGAAAACUUAUUAUUUCAGAUUUUCCACUGUAAAGACACCUGAACCAUUUCACCCCAACCCACUCUGGAAUUCCCCUUUAAUAGCAUUAUGUCACUGUGAUGUACACAAAGCUACAAAGUCCACCAUUUCACCCCAGAUUGUGUCAUGAUACAAAUUAAUCUAGACACAGAUACAGAUCUCGAUAGAUGAGGUUGGCCAAUGUGACCUUUAUGACAAAUGACAUCUAUCGGAAUAAGUGUUUAUGUAGGCCUAUGUUGGCCUAUGAAGGUCUUAUGUCGGUGUCGUAUAGCCUUACAAACACUGCCCUACAGUAAACUGUUAUUAAAACAAAAAAGCAAUGGUUAUGACCUCUUGGCAGGGUUGGUUAGCAGCUAAUUCAACAGAAAAGCAUAAAUCUUACAGAGUGUAGCUUUAAAUGUCCUUGGAAUGAAACCAAAUGUAGUUUGAGACUGAAUAAUGUUGACUUUUUCAUUUUUUUUCCAAUUAUAAAUUAAGAAAUAUGGCGCUAAAGACAGUAGGAUCCUUCUUAUUCUGAUUUAUUUAUUUUUAAAACGUCCCGAUGCUGUCUAUAUUUCUGAGGAUGAUGUUCCAGUAUUAUGUAAAAAAACAAAAAAAACAAAUCGCAACUUAAUCAGUGAAACUGAAAUGGUACCGUACAUAACAUACUAAUGUUAUGAUUCUGUGAACGCUUGCUGAUUUAAGCUUAAUGCUCGAUGCGUAGAGAUUAUUUUUGUUUCAACUGCAGUUUUAUUAUACUAAACGCUUUGAGUUUCACAUACGAUGUAAAGAUCAGUGAGAACGAUGGUGUUGCUAUUUUGGAUUUUUCUGAAUGUCUGUGUUAAUGGAACCCUUUUUGAAUGGUUAUGUCAUUAAAUAAAGACUAAAACUAA